CGUGUGUGAGUGAGUGUGAGAGAGAGAAGCACUUUCGAGCGAGUGAGCCACUGAACUUCAAAGGAGACAGAAAUCGAGAUAGAUGUUUUUUUUACAUUCAAAGAGAGAGAGAGAGAGAGAACACGAAAAUGACCGUGAGAGAUAGAGAGACGUUCAUGUCGACAUUGAGAGAGAGGGUGAGGAGAAAUGAAGCAAGGUAGACGCACACAUACACUGUCAGACUCACUCGUAGAGAGGUGACAGUACUACCGUCGUGAAAGCGGUCUACACGAUACAUCGACAAUCUCGUACGGUAGCGUGUUAGUGUACUUUAGUAGUUGUACAGCGUAGGUACGUGUGCGCGCGUGGGUGUCUACGCGCGUAUGCGUCCGGGCGGAUGUUUGGAGCAGGAACCCGGCUGCGUUUUCUUCACGGACCUUCUUCUUCUUCUUCUUCUUCUUGCGGGACUUCCAGCUCGGUGGUGCGGGGUGACAGCCUCUCGGCGUCGGCACGGCGGCGGAGCGCGAUGGGGGGCUCACGGACGAGCGAGGACAACAGCACUUUAGCGGCGUCCUAAGCGCCGCUCACCGGGGGACCGGUGAACGGGGCAAGCGGGGCGACCGCCCGAGGCGAAACGGGGGAGCCAGGUCGGGGCAAAGGCGUUGGAGGAGCCGCUCCUGUCCCGUCCCGUCCUGUCCUGUCCUGUCCUGUCCUGUCCUGUCCCGCCUCUACUCCACUUGCGCUUGUUUGCCGGGAGGGCUUCGUUCGGAUGGAGCCAGUCCCGCUUGCGGUGGUCGCCAAGAUGCGCUGCUUGACGCUGCUGCUGGCCGGCUUGAGCGUGUGGGCCAAGGUGGGCUUUUGCGUGGACUACGACGACCGCGAUUACGAGUACUACGACGACGACAGGCCGGACGCCAUCGACUACAAGGACCCCUGCAAAGCUGCUGCAUUCUGGGGUGACAUCGCCUUAGAUGAGGAAGACCUUGGCAUGUUCCAGAUCGACAGGACCGUAGACCUGAUGCCCACCCUGCCGGGACACACGUCGGGGGGCGUGGAGGAGCACCGAGUAGCGAAAAAGAGAGCCUCGUUGUACCUACUCCUGGAGAGGAUACGAAAUUUCGGCUUGGACUUUCUCCCGACAAACUCCAGUCACAAGAUGCAAAGCGUCAAAAGCCUCAAAAGAGGAUACGCCAGCAAGAACCGCUUUCCUCGAGCAGCCACCUCGCGAGCCGAGAGGAUCUGGCCCGGGGGGGUCAUUCCCUACGUCAUUGGCGGGAACUUCACCGGGAAUCAGAGGGCCAUGUUCAAGCAGGCCAUGCGUCACUGGGAGAAACAAACCUGUGUGACUUUCAUUGAGAAGACCGAUGAGGAAAGCUACAUCGUGUUCACCUACAGACCAUGUGGGUGUUGCUCUUACGUGGGUCGCCGCGGCAACGGGCCCCAGGCCAUCUCCAUCGGAAAGAACUGCGACAAGUUUGGCAUCGUGGUGCACGAGUUGGGCCACGUCAUCGGAUUCUGGCACGAGCACACUCGCCCCGACCGUGACAACCACGUCACCAUCAUACGUGACAACAUCCAACCAGGUCAGGAGUACAACUUCCUGAAAAUGGAGCCGGGUGAGGUGAACUCUCUGGGCGAGCCGUACGACUUUGACAGCAUCAUGCACUACGCCAGGAACACCUUUUCACGGGGGAUGUUCCUUGACACCAUUCUUCCAUCCAGGGAUGAAAAUGGCAUCCGGCCUGCAAUUGGCCAGCGGACUCGACUCAGUAAAGGAGACAUUGCGCAGGCAAGGAAGCUCUAUCGAUGUCCAGCGUGCGGAGGGACACUGCAAGACUCCACAGGCAACUUUUCAUCUCCCGGUUACCCCAACGGAUACCCAUCAUACACUCACUGCGUGUGGAGAAUAUCGGUUACACCUGGAGAAAAGAUCGUGCUCAACUUCACCACCAUGGACCUGUACAAGAGCAGCCUGUGUUGGUACGACUACAUGGAGGUGCGCGACGGCUACUGGAGGAAAGCUCCUCUGCUGGGCAGGUUCUGCGGAGACAAACUUCCUGACGUCCUGACCUCCUCCGACAGUAGAAUAUGGAUAGAAUUCCGGAGCAGCAGCAACUGGGUGGGGAAAGGCUUUGCUGCCAUUUAUGAAGCUAUCUGCGGCGGCGACAUCAACAAAGACUCGGGACAGAUCCAGUCCCCCAACUACCCCGACGAUUACCGGCCAUCCAAGGAGUGCGUGUGGAGGAUCACCGUGUCGGAGGGAUACAACGUGGGCCUCAGCUUCCAAGCCUUCGAGAUCGAGCGACACGACAGCUGCGCGUACGACUACCUGGAGGUGCGUGACGGCCCCCUGGAAACAAGCCCUCUGAUUGGUCGAUUCUGCGGCUACGAAAAACCCGAGGACGUGCGCUCCUCCGCGCACACGCUCUGGAUGAAGUUUGUAUCGGACGGCACGGUCAACAAGGCGGGCUUCGCCGCCAACUUCUUCAAGGAGGAGGACGAGUGUUCCAAACCGGACAACGGCGGCUGUGAGCAGAGAUGUGUCAAUACCCUGGGCAGCUUCAAGUGCGUCUGCGAUCCGGGCUACGAACUAGCGCCCGACAAAAAGAGCUGCGAAGCGGCGUGCGGGGGUCUGCUGUCCAAGCUGAACGGCACCAUAAGCACGCCGGGCUGGCCCAAAGAGUACCCACCCAACAAGAACUGCAUAUGGCACGUGGUGGCCCCUACGCAGUAUCGCAUCUCCAUGCAGUUUGAGGCUUUUGAGCUGGAGGGUAACGAGGUGUGUAAGUACGACUACGUCGAGGUGCGCAGCGGCCUUUCGCCCGACUCCAAGCUACACGGGAAAUACUGCGGCACCGAGGUCCCUGAAGUCAUCACGUCGCAGUAUAACAACAUGAGGAUCGAGUUCAAGUCGGAUAACACCGUGUCCAAGAAAGGUUUCAAGGCCCAUUUCUUCUCAGACAAGGACGAGUGCAGCAAGGACAACGGCGGCUGCCAGCACGAGUGCGUCAACACGGUGGGCUCGUACGUGUGCCAGUGUCGCCACGGCUUCGUGCUGCACGAGAACAAGCACGACUGCAAGGAAGCCGAGUGCGAGCACAAGAUCCACAGCCCCAGCGGCAGCCUGAGCAGCCCCAACUGGCCCGACAAGUACCCCAGCCGCAAGGAGUGCACCUGGGACAUCACGGCCACGCCGGGACACCGCGUCAGGAUCACGUUCAGCGAGUUCGAGAUCGAGCAGCACCAAGAGUGCGCCUACGAUCACCUGGAGGCCUUCGACGGCGACGACGACGCUGCCGCCAUCUUGGGGCGGUUAUGCGGCAGUAAGGUUCCCGAGCCGCUGGUGUCCACCGCCAACCGGAUGUACCUCAGAUUCAUCUCCGACGCCUCCGUGCAGCGGAAGGGCUUCCAGGCCAGUCACGCCACCGAGUGCGGCGGUCGUCUGAAGGCGGAUGCCCGGCAGAAGAAUUUGUACUCGCACGCCCAGUUCGGGGACAACAACUACCCGGGCCACAGCGACUGCGAGUGGCUGCUGACGGCCGAGCAGGGCUACGGCAUCGAGCUCAGUUUCAUCACCUUCGAGGUGGAGGAGGAGGCCGACUGCGGGUACGACUUCAUCGAACUAUACAACGGCUACGACGCAGACUCGCACAGGCUCGGACGGUUCUGCGGCUCGGGGCCCAGGGAAGGAAUCUACUCGCCCAGCGACGCCUUGCUGAUCCGUUUCCAUAGCGAUGACACCAUCAGCAAGAAGGGCUUCCACCUCCGUUACUCCAGCACUAAGUUCCAGGAGAGCCUUCACGCCAGGAAAUAACCUCCCGAAAACCUCCUCGUCCCGUGGACGUGGACAGCGAUACCUCUACCAGGAAGAACGCCACGGUGGAAUUACCCGGAGAAUUCCAAACGUUUGUCGCGGACAUCAAAGCUGCUCGUUGGAUGCAGGAUAACAAACUGCAGAUGAACUAAAGAACCUAAAAAAAAUCGAAAAUGCAUUGAGCAUUUAAGCAUCCUCCAUUCUUGAACUGUACAGAUUAUUGCAAGACUAUUGAUUUUAUUGUUAUAUUUUUCCCCAUUUACCACCUCCAAGAUGGCUUCAGAUGCCUUGCUCCAGACUCCUGUGUGUGUCUGUGUGUGUCUGUGUGUGUGUGUGUGUACCCAUACAGAAAAAAGAUACAUGAAAAAAAGCAAUCGGACCUGAAAUCCAGUGCAACUGCCUGACUGGCUUUGCAGUUCCACAACAGUCCUGUAGGUGGUGGUAAUGCGCUUAACAAACUGGGUGCUAAGAGUUUUUUUUCACCACAGCUGCAUCUAGUAGGUCACUCAGAUAUUUAGCUUCAUUGAAAACAGACUGGUAUCUGGUUUGUCAUUGGCCCUCCAAUGUUAGCAAAAAAAAAAAGAGGGGGGGGGGGUGCCGGAACCCACCACCACCACCAAUCAAACCCCCUGCUUCCCUUUGGCUCGACAGUGAUGCAUGUAUAUAAGAAGAAGAGUCCAAUGGCCAAAAUUGUGGAAAAAUACAUCGAGUGGAUAUACAAAAUCUACUUCCCCCUAUUCAAAUGCCAGUUUUUUUGUGGUACGCUGGCAAGGUGUGACUUUGAAAAUGUCAGGAAAGCCUUCUAGAAACAGCUGGCUUUUGGGGGAGGCAAAUCAGAGGCACUUUCAAUAGUGGCAGCUGUGUGCCGACUCCCACUUAAAAUGAGUUUAAAUGUGAUUGGUUCAUUCAGAACAGCUACAUCCCAAUUUAGAAGUGGGGUGUGCACACUUGUGCAACCACAUAAUGUUAGCUAUGAAUUUUUACUUCCCCUCUGUUACUUUUUGCUUCAAAUUUUAAAUUGAGUUGCACAGGUCAUAGCUCAAUUUCAACAAGGGUGUGUAUGUAGACUUUUUAUAUCCACUGGACUGUCCCAAUUGGCCCCAAUGUAAGCAGACUGUCACGACCCCCCCCCCCAAAAAAAAAAACAUACAUUUUGGUGGGUUACUGUUUUCACUUGGCCCCAAUACAGGCAGUGUAAUCCCAUGCAGUUCCACUCCAGUCCUGCAGGUGGUAGCACUGUGUAUUACCCCCAUUUUCUGGAUCUGUCAGGUCACUGUUCCACUUGGCAACCAUACAAGUACUGUAGUCUCAAAAAACAAUUCAACCACACAAUAAAAUGUAACAGUUUCUGGGUUAGCGUAUGUAUUUGUACGUAAUCGUGUUAACUAACAGACAAAGUGCAAUGAAAAUGUAGCAUGAUUCAGAUUUUAGAGGUGACAAAUGGACAAAAGGAACCGUUUCAUUCACUGCCCCCCCUCGUCAUUUUUUUUUUGUGGUGGAUAUAAGGAAGGGAAUAUCUGUGGGCAUGACGGGCAAGGAAACGUUCCCAUUGGUGCUACAGGGACUGACAGAAUGGACAGCACUAGUCCUGUGGAACUACUUUAUUGCCUUAGAUGCUGGGACGCUUUGGUGUGUCAUGUUUUCAUGUUUUAAUGCUUUUGAGUAUUCCCCCC
Hippocampus zosterae (dwarf seahorse) is the source of this 5466-nucleotide messenger RNA. Its product is annotated as dorsal-ventral patterning tolloid-like protein 1. The record is from RefSeq and is a predicted model, not a curated record. The coding region runs from base 749 to 3793 and encodes 1014 amino acids. Gene Ontology annotation, molecular function: calcium ion binding; serine-type endopeptidase activity; zinc ion binding. NCBI's taxonomy places the organism in Eukaryota, Metazoa, Chordata, Actinopteri, Syngnathiformes, Syngnathidae. Gene Ontology annotation, biological process: proteolysis. The transcript has 21 exons.